UGUAUCUCCAACAUGGCGUCGCUGGGAAGGAGGCGCGGUGUCCCAGUGAGCAGGGAGAGGGGAGUGAUGGCGGCGACAGACUGCUACAUUGUGCACGAGAUCUACAAUGGGGAGAAUGUGCAGGACCAGUUUGAGUACGAGUUGGAGCAGGCACUGGAGGCCCAGUAUAAAUACAUUGUCAUUGAGCCCACGCGCAUCGGAGAUGAGACGGCCCGGUGGAUUAGCGUGGGCAACUGCCUGCACAAGACGGCCGUGUUGUCCGGUACCGCUUGCCUCCUGACGCCCCUUUCACUUCCCAUUGAGUACUCGCGUUAUGUGGCGCUGCCCGCUGGCGCCUUCAGCUUGGCCUGUGCUGCCCUCUACGGGAUUUCAUGGCAAUUUGACCCCUGCUGCAAGUACCAGGUGGAGUACGACAGCCAAAAACUCUCGCGGCUGCCCCUGCAUACACUCACCUCCUCGACGCCCGUUGUAUUGGUACGCAGGGAUGACGUCCACAGAAAGAGACUCCAUAACACGAUAGCACUGGCUGCCCUGGCAUAUUGCGCCAAGAAGAUCUACGAACUCUAUGCGGUAUGAGUGCACUCUGAAGAGGGUUUAAGAACCAACAGAAAAAUAAAGGAAAAACCAAACAAAAAAACAGAGCCUAUCCCCCCCAGAUGUAAGAAAAGUGGAAGUCCCGAUCAGGCCCAGCAGUUAGCCCCACACGUGGUGGGUGCUUCCAUUUUGAACUUUGAUCAGAGGGAUAUAGUUAAAACCAGAAGGAAUUGUUUUUUCCUUUACAUUUUCUUUACUUCUAUGUGACAACAACGGCACACUUAUAUCCGUAGUACCCUUGCGCGUCCUCCCCUGCGCCCUCCACCUGCAUCCUUGACACACAAGCAAGUGCUCAAGGGUACGACAGCAGCUCCUCUGGAUUGAAUUGUUCUGCAGUAACGGACCGACAUGUUUUGGGUAUCGAGCUCGCUCCCCUUUCCCUCGUAGUUUUACUGUUACCCCCCCCCCCCCUUCUUGCUGAUCAGUACAUCACCCUUUCAUUAAACGUUAGGAUAUUUCAAACUAACUUUUCUGUAUUUUAUUUGACUUUUUUUCAUUAAAUUCUACAUGAUGUUCAGAAACGA
This is a messenger RNA of Anarrhichthys ocellatus (wolf-eel), 1118 nucleotides long. RefSeq names its product transmembrane protein 11 (gene tmem11). The transcript is spliced from 2 exons. Gene Ontology annotation, cellular component: mitochondrial inner membrane. The coding region runs from base 13 to 576 and encodes 187 amino acids. Gene Ontology annotation, biological process: inner mitochondrial membrane organization. Lineage: Eukaryota; Metazoa; Chordata; Actinopteri; Perciformes; Anarhichadidae. The record is from RefSeq and is a predicted model, not a curated record.